CCAACAUAAACACAUUCGAGGUGGCGGCGCAAAUUUAUAAUUUUAUUUGCAAAAAAACGGGAUAAAUCAAGCGAAACAGGAAGCUCUGACCUGCCUGACGACCCAUGAAGAUCCCCGGAACCGCAGCCAACUGUGCAUAACCGAAAAGAGCGCUUCCGCUGCCGAAUACAGAUAUAUAACCACGAUGUCGUCGACAUCGGCGGCUGCCUCAAGCGCCGCCCCGCCCGCCAAAACGGAGGUGCGCUAUGUCACCGAAGUGCCCAGCAGCCUGAAGCAGCUGGCCCGCCUCGUGGUCCGCGGCUUCUAUUCCCUGGAGGAUGCCCUUAUCAUCGACAUGCUGGUGCGGAAUCCCUGCAUGAAGGAGGACGACAUUGGCGAACUGCUGCGCUUCGAGAAGAAGCAACUGCGGGCAAGGAUCACCACUCUGCGCACCGACAAGUUUAUCCAGAUCCGGCUCAAAAUGGAAACUGGACCCGAUGGCAAGGCCCAGAAGGUCAACUACUACUUCAUCAACUACAAGACUUUUGUCAAUGUGGUCAAGUACAAGCUGGAUCUGAUGCGCAAGCGAAUGGAGACGGAGGAACGGGACGCCACCAGUCGCGCCAGCUUCAAGUGUUCCAUGUGCUCGAAGACGUUCACGGAUCUCGAGGCCGACCAGCUGUUCGACAUGGCCACGCUAGAGUUCCGCUGCACGUACUGCGGCAGCUCCGUGGAGGAAGACAGCGCUGCCAUGCCCAAGAAGGAUUCUCGCCUACUCCUGGCCCACUUCAACGAGCAGCUCCAGCCUCUGUAUGAUCUCCUGCGCGAGGUGGAGGGCAUCAAGCUGGCACCAGAGGUGCUCGAGCCGGAGCCCGUGGACAUAGACACCAUUCGAGGACUGAACAAACCCAAUGCCUCGCGACCGGACGGUAUGGCGUGGUCUGGCGAGGCAACCCGCAACCAAGGCUUCGCCGUGGAGGAGACCCGCGUGGACGUCACCAUCGGCGGCGACGACACAUCCGACUCUGUGGUGGAGCGGAAGUCGCGGCCGAUCUGGAUGACGGAGAGCACUGUGAUAACCGACACGGAUACAGCCGAUGGCUUGGUAGACGCGGGUCAGGCGAGCGGAUCCGGACAUCGAAACCGGAAGGAGAACGAGGAUAUAAUGUCUGUGCUACUACAGCACGAGAAGCAGCCGGGCCAGAAGGAGCCGCACAUGAAGGGUAUGCGAAUGGGCUCCUCAAAUGCCAACUCGAGCGAUUCCAGCGACGACGAAAAGGACAUCGACAAUGCUAAGAUUCCUGAUGUCGACUUUGAUGAGUACAUUAACUCAGACUCUGGGGAGGAGGACGACGAUGUGCCCACUGUGCUGGUGGCAGGGCGACCGCAUCCGCUUGACCAGCUGGACGACAAGCUGAUAGCCCAGAUGACGCCCCAGGAGAAGGAGAACUACAUACAUGUCUACCAGCAGCACUACAGCCACAUCUACGAUUGAGGGCCAUAUCCUGCAAUUAAAUUAACAUCCCUUCCAAGAGUUCCCCCUUGUUCUGCCCCAACGCAUAGAGUCAUUCUAAUUAUAAGUGAAAAGUUGUACAAAAGGAAUUCGUAUACAAAAAAGUGCAUAAUGAAGUAGUAAA
Molecule: messenger RNA, 1616 nt
Organism: Drosophila kikkawai
Lineage: Eukaryota; Metazoa; Arthropoda; Insecta; Diptera; Drosophilidae
Gene: TfIIEalpha
Product: transcription factor IIEalpha
Biological process (GO): transcription open complex formation at RNA polymerase II promoter; transcription initiation at RNA polymerase II promoter
Cellular component (GO): transcription factor TFIIE complex
Source: RefSeq, a predicted model, not a curated record